This is a messenger RNA of Amyelois transitella, 4367 nucleotides long. RefSeq lists its product as uncharacterized. The transcript has 3 exons. Lineage: Eukaryota; Metazoa; Arthropoda; Insecta; Lepidoptera; Pyralidae. The record is from RefSeq and is a predicted model, not a curated record. The coding region runs from base 1102 to 3603 and encodes 833 amino acids.
GUUUUUCAAUUUCUUUGACCACUGACAAAACAGCAUGUCCACUGACUUUGUUUAAUUAUAUAAUUAAAUAUAUAAUAGUUUAAUGUAAAUGGCAUACGGAAACUUAAAGAAAAUUUCAACAUAAGUAACUUGAAAUAAGAAAGUUUUUAAAAAUGAUAUCCCGAUUUGAAUAAAAUCGAUCCAAGUUACGACGUGUCACCCCAAUUUACCAUGUCCCAUACAUACCUUCCUAACUUUGAAGCGACAUUUCUCAAAAUAUUUUCAUUAAACUUUACAUCUAAAUCUUUCGGUUUAUGGAAAAAGCAUUCAAAAUUAUAUAUACAAAGAAUUUUGAUAAGUUUCUAUAUUAAAAUAAGUAAAUAAAUCAAAUUUUAUUUUGUCCCUGAUUUUUACAAUACCGGAAUUUCGGAUAAGUAACAUCGAUUUUCUUAAACUUACAAAAAUAAAUCCUACCAAUUCUAGUAAUUUUUGUAAUGUGGCAACUAUUUUAUGACAGCUUACGUCGUUUCCGGUUGCUUUUCGGGUCUCUGUGAUUUGUUUAUUCGUUACUUUUGUGUUCGAAGAGUGAUGUCGAAAAAAAAAGUGUUCCAGUGAGUUUGUGAAUUUGAACAGAUUUCUAUACGAACACGAAUUAGUAUUCAAUAUACUUAGAUAAAUUAUGGUAGUAAUUCUGGACAUCGAUAAGUUUUUGACUCGCGACGAUUUGAGACUACUCGAAAGAGCUAAGUGGCCAUGGAGAAGAUCGCACUUUAUGCUAGCAACAAAAUGUCAUAACUGUAAAACUAACACCGACGCUAGAUUACCUACUCACUUUGUAAUAUUUAGUGGAGAAUACAUUCAUUGUCUUUUAUAUCAUAAUUUUUUCUGGUGUCAAAUUUGUUUAUUCUUUACUGUAUAUGAUCAUUAUCCGGAGGACGAGUGCAAAUAUUGCGAAUAAUAACAAUUAACCUGUAAUUGAAUAAACAAAAAUGCCAUUAACCGGAGCUGAACGGGCUAAAAAAUUUAGAGAAAAAUUAAAGGACGAUCCAGAAAAGUAUGAAAAAUAUAAACAGAAACAAAGGGAACUAGUUGCUAAGCGAAGGAAAAAAAUUAGUGAUUUAGAUGAUAACGAGAAAGAAAAGCAAAGGGAACAGUGGAGAAAAGAAAAAAGAAUUCAGAAAAAAAGAAAAGAUGAAAAAAAAAAUUCAAGAAGCAAAUAAUCAAGUAACCAUACCAAAAAAUAGACCAUGUCAAACCAUGCCAAAAAAUAGAAAUACUAAAAAGUUACAAAAGGUGUACGCUAACUAUUACAGGGCUCAAAAAAAUCAGCAAAAGUUGAAUACAGUCAUUGGUCGUCUCAGAAAGCAGUUAAUUCGCACUAAGCAAAAAGUACAAAGUUUGGAAACAUCUAAAAAUGUAACUGAAAAAGAAUUGGAGAAUUUAAAAGAUGCUAUAAAAGAGACAUAUGCAGAAUGCAAAAUACUUGCAGAAAAAAGGGCAUUAAAAAAAAUUGCACAUAAAUUUAAACAAAAGUUUGGAAAGAAUCUGCCGAAAAUUUUGGGUCUAAAAACUAAAAUAAGAUUUUGCAAUCGUAGAAGUAAUAAAAAUUACGGGACAUUAAAGGUUCGAGAAAACAUUGCGGCGUUCUAUCUGCGAGAUGACGUAUCUAGAUGUGCAGCUGGUCGUAAAGAGUGUAAAACAAGAAACAAACAGAAGAUGCAAGUAAGAUAUUUGCUGGACACCCUUUCGAACACUUAUCGUAUGUAUGUAGAAGAAGGCGGUAAAUUUGGUUUUACUACAUUUUAUCGCUGUAAACCAUUUUAUGUUAUAGCGCCCACUCGUGCAGCUAGAGAUACGUGCUUGUGCAUUAAACACAGUAAUUUCCAAUAUUUGUUUAACGCUUUGAAAUAUCGAUCAAUCAUCUCGUACAAAAAUAUUGACGAAGUUGUCAAAUUUUUUUCUUGUAAUAUUACUGCAUUUAACUGUAUGCACGGAUGCUGUGAGGUUUGCAAAAAUCCUCGCUUAGAAAUUGAUAUUCAUCAAGCUAAUGAUACUAUUAAGUGGCAUCAAUGGGUAAGAACUGAUCACAAAUACCAAAGAGGUAGUAAAGAAUGCGUUACCAAAAAAACAAUUAAGCAAGAACAGGUAGGUACUGUCGCUGAUUUAACAUCCUUAUUCAUAGAAAAAAUACCACUCUUUAAAAUACACUUUCACAACUGGAAAGAGCAGCAAAAACAGUAUCAAAAAUGUGUUAAUAAUCUUAAAAAUGGUGAGAUCGCAAUCUUAUGUGACUUUUCUGAGAACUACGAAUGUAAAUAUGCUAAUGAAGUUCAAUCAAUUCAUUUCGGUGCCUCAAAAAACACUAUUACUCUUCAUACUGGUGCAAUAUUUUUUACUGAUAAAUGUCAAACAUUUGCAACCGUUUCGGAUAAUAAUAACCAUGACCCUGGAGCUAUCUGGGCACAUUUAUUACCUGUUAUUAAAUAUGCAAAGGAAAACUACCCGGAAAUUUCUAUUAUUCAUUUUUUUUCAGAUGGACCUACAAGCCAAUAUAGACAAAAAAAAAACUUUUAUCUGCUCAAUUUAUUUACCUGUAAAUUAAAUCUUAAAUAUUCUACAUGGUCUUUCUCAGAAAGUGGCCAUGGUAAGGGCAUUGCUGAUGGCGUUGGUGGUAGUGUAAAACGCCAAUUAGAUAGAAGAGUCUCAUACGGCUGCGAUGUCACCAAUGCAACAGAUGCCUUUGAAGUGUUGUCUAACUCAAUGAAAACAGUUAAAUGUUUUUAUGUUAACGAUACUGACACAAAAAAUAUUUCUAAACUUAUUCCAACCAAUAUUGCAACCGUUCCUGGAACGAUGAAAUUGCACCAAAUUAUUUCAUCUUCCAAAAAUACUAUAAAGUAUAGAUUGCUUAGUUGUUUUUGCGGCGAUAAUGCAGGGUUAUGUUCCUGCUAUAACCCAAAGUUUCAUGAGUUUGUUCAGCCUAAUAAAACGGCACCAAAAGUAGACCAACCAAUUGUUAUAACUGUGCCAUCGUCAGAGGUGGAAUAUGAUUUACCUUCUCCAUCCAUAACCGAGCAAAUUGAUGUAACAACUUUAAAUUUUGAUAUUGAUACGAAUUUUAAUAUUGAGAAUAACAACUGUGAUCUUCCAGCAGUACAUAUCACAAGUCCUGUAUGUGAAAAAAAACGCGCUCGCGUUUUGUAUCCUGGAGACCCUCAACCACCUCUUAAAAGCGUAAGUGCGACCUCUCUUCUAUACAAUACGGGAUCUUUUAAUAAAUCUAAAAAUAAGGACCUUGAUACGAAUUUUAAUAUAGAGGGUAACAACUGUGAUCUUCCAUUAGUACAUAUCAUAAGUCCUAAACGUGAAAAAAAACGUGCUCGUGUUUUAUUUCCUGGUAACUCUCAACUACCUCCUAAAAAUAUAAGUGCGAGCUCUCUUCUAUAUAAUACGAAAUCUUUUAUUAAUAAAUCUAAAAAUAUUGGCCCUGCCUGUAAGUUGUGUCAAAUGGAAUUAAAGAGUAAAAUAAAGUGCAUGGUUUGCAAAUCUGAUAUAUGUCUGAAAUGCAGUGACUCAGUCUCUUUUGAUUACAUAUGUCCUCCUUGUCUUUGUGACUCAGAUUAAAGGUAAAUUUCACCUUCAACAUAAAAUUUUAUUGUUAUAAUUUAUUGUUAAAUUUUAUUAGUUUUUAGGGCGAAUUUAAUAAUCAAUCACUGAUUAGGAUGCCGUUAUUUUGCUAAAAUUGUGUUGUAUUAACAAAUGUGAUUGAUUUUGGAAAAGUAAAAAAAAUUAAACUACAAGAAGUUAGAUUUUUUAGGUAAAAAUAAUCGUUAACGUUAACGUGACGAAGAUAAUUAUUUUACAUUAGUUUUUUACAGAAAAAAAAAUACUCGUAACGGCUAACUUAUAAUCAAUCAUUGAUUAGUAUGCCGUAAUUUUGCUAACAUUGUGUUGUAACUGACAACUGUGAUUGAUUUUGAGACUGAUUAAAAAAUAUAUUUGUAGAAGAAAGAAAAAUUUGUGUUUGUGAUCUCAGCUUUAUGUUCCUAUUAGUAACUAAGAAUUCCGAUUAGUAAUUGGUUGAAGUGAGACUUCUUUUAUAAAAUGUUAUUUUACUUUGUUAAUUAGUAAGAAUAUAAUUAAUAUAAGAACGAAAUGUUAUUAACAUAAUAAUGUUUUACCUGAAUUGCUAAGACAUUUAGUUUUAUACCUUACGGAUUUUUCAUAAGAGAGUAUUAAAAAUGUUGAUGAUGAUAAAAAUGUUACUUACCGGAAGUAAAUUCCUUAAUAAUUUGUAGAAUAAUACUGAUAAUGUUAUUUUUUUCUUGUAUUCUAAAUGAAAACAGUUACAUUAAUAGGUUUUUAAAUAAAAAUAUAUGGAAAACGUG